CUCCUUUUCCUGUCUUUCGUUUCUCGGGAACCAGUCGGAAAAUUUGAAUCUAGAAAUCAGUUAGACGGAGGACGCGAUCGGAGCACUUCAACUGGAGGAAACCGGGGUCUCACUACCGUCUCAGGGUGAGGUCGAAAUAGAGAGAAGAUGUUGUCUAGGUUAGCGUUGUUCUUGUCCUUGCUUUGGCUACUGGCUGUCCCGUCCGAAUCUGCUGUUUCGAGCGUAGAUCUAGGUUCAGAAUGGCUGAAAGCUGCGGUAGUCAAUCUAAAACGGGGACAGAGCCCAAUCUCUGUAGCCAUUAAUGAGAUGUCCAAGAGAAAAUCUCCAGCUUUAGUGGCAUUCCAGUCAGGCACUCGGCUACUGGGUGAAGAAGCUGCAGGAAUCACAGCUCGAUACCCAAAUAAAGUGUAUUCCCAACUGAGGGAUAUGGUGGGGAAAUCAUUUAAACAUGUCAAGGAUAAACUCGAUUCGAUGUACUUGCCAUUUGACAUUGUAGAAGAUUCGAGAGGUGCUGUGGGUAUCAAAGUUGACGAUGAUUCAACUAUUUAUUCGGUAGAGGAAUUGUUGGCUAUGAUCUUGGGUUACUCCUCGAAUCUGGCAGAGUUCCACGCCAAAGUCCCGGUGAAGGAUGUGGUUAUCUCAGUUCCGCCAUACUUUGGACAGGCUGAAAGAAGAGGCUUGCUCCAGGCUGCUCAGUUGGCUGGCAUUAACGUGCUCACACUGAUUAACGAGCAUUCUGGCGCUGCUUUACAGUAUGGGAUUGACAAGGAUUUCUCAAAUGGGUCAAGGCAUGUCAUAUUCUAUGAUAUGGGUUCGAGCAGUACCUAUGCAGCUCUUGUCUAUUACUCAGCAUAUAAUGUGAAGGAAUUUGGCAAGACUGUUUCUGUCAACCAGUUUCAGGUCAAGGAUGUCAGAUGGGACUCAGAACUGGGAGGACAGAAUAUGGAGAUGCGCUUGGUGGAGUAUUUUGCAGAUGAGUUUAAUAAACAACUUGGUAAUGGAGUUGAUGUGAGAAAGUUCCCCAAAGCCAUGGCUAAAUUAAAGAAACAAGUCAAACGUACUAAGGAAAUUUUGAGUGCAAACUCCAUGGCUCCAAUUUCUGUAGAAUCUCUCCAUGAUGAUCGUGACUUCAGGAGCACAAUUUCCCGUGAGAAAUUUGAGGAACUCUGUGAGGAUUUGUGGGACAGAUCUCUUACACCUCUGAGAGAAGUGCUCAAAUAUUCUGAGCUUAAGGUUGAUGAUAUAUAUGCAGUGGAACUAAUAGGAGGAGCUACUAGGGUUCCGAAACUACAGAGCAAACUCCAAGAAUUUCUCGGAAAGCAAGAGCUGGACAAACAUCUGGAUGCUGAUGAGGCUAUUGUUUUGGGUGCGGCUUUACAUGCUGCCAACUUGAGUGAUGGAAUUAAAAUGAAACGUAGACUAGGUAUAAUUGAUGGCUCCCCCUAUGGUCUUCUGGUGGAGUUGCAAGGGCAAGAUGUUCAGAAAGAUGAGAGUACCAAGCAGCUGCUCGUACCUCGGAUGAAAAAACUACCAAUCAAGAUGUUCAGAUCCUUUGUCCUGAGCAAAGAUUUUGAUGUAUCACUUGCUUAUGAGACCGAGGAUCUUUUACCCCCGGGGACAACCUCCCCUGUGUUUGCACAGUAUUCAGUUUCUGGUUUGGCAGACACAACUGAGAAAUAUUCGUCACGGAAUCUAUCAGCCCCUAUCAAAGCAAAUCUACACUUCUCACUUAGUAGAAGUGGGAUUCUCAGUUUGGAUCGAGCAGAUGCUGUUAUUGAAAUCACAGAAUGGGUGGAGGUUCCUAAGAAGAACAUGACCAUUGAUAAUAAGACAACCACAGCAACGGUGAAUACAUCAGCUGAAGCUGCUUCUGAUGAAAAUUCACAAGAAAGUAAAGAAAAUUUGCAAGCUGAUGUUGGAAAUAGCACUGCAUCAAAUUCAACUGCAGAAGAACCAAAUGUGGUUGACCUUGGCACAGAAAGAAAACUGAAAAAGAGGACAUUCCGUGUUCCUCUGAAGGUAGUUGAGAAGACUGUUGGACUGGGAAUGCCUUUUCCGAAAGAGUCUCUUGCUGAAGCUAAAAGAAAAUUAGAAGCCUUGGACAAGAAAGAUGCAGAGCGAAGAAGAACGGCCGAGUUAAAAAAUAGCCUUGAAUCUUAUAUAUAUGCUACUAAAGAGAAGCUUGAAACACCAGAGUUUGAAAAGAUAUCUACCCAAGAAGAACGCGAGUCAUUUGUCGAGAAGCUUGAUGAGGUGCAAGACUGGCUGUAUAUGGAUGGUGAGGAUGCUAAUGUCACAGAGUUUCAGGACCGCCUUGACUCACUAAAAGCCAUCGGUAGCCCCAUAUCCUUCAGGUCAGAGGAGCUGACUGCACGCCCUGUAGCAUCUGAAUAUGCCCGAAAGUACCUAACUGAAGUGCGAGAGAUCAUACAAGGUUGGGAAACAGACAAAACUUGGCUUCCAAAAGAAAGAAUCGAGGAGGUCUCAAAGGAAGCAGAAAGAGUAAAGAGCUGGUUGGGUGAGAAAGAAGCUGAGCAGCACAAGGCCCCUUUGUAUAGCAACCCAGUGUUCACCUCAGACGAGGUGUAUGCCAAAGUAUUCGGUCUACAAGACAAGGUGGCAAAGGUCAAUCGGAUCCCAAAGCCGAAGCCAAAGAUCGAGAAACCAGCCAAGACGGAGAACGCAACCGCCGAGGAGGAAGAGCUUAAAGGCGGCGCCGUCGACUCAAACUCGACUUCCUCCGACCACAUUGAUGAGGAAACCGACGAAUCGGCUAACGAAGACACACAAUCGCAGCCUGAGACACAUGACGAGCUUUGAUAUCUUUUCUUCCAAAGCUAAAAAGAACUUGUAUUGUCUUACAGAGAGAGAGAGAGAGAGGGGCAAAUACGAGUAGGCGGGGGACUUUUAGGCAGGACGCGAGAGAACAGCCGAGUCAGAGCUUCACAGACAUUUGUGAGGGGCAUAUUUGUCUUUUAUCAAUUAUGUCUGUCUUAUUUAUUUGAUGUCUUCUCAUCUCAUCUCUAAAGAGGAAACAGAUAUACACAGUUUUGUUUUGAUGUGGAUUUUUCCGUCUUCA
This is a messenger RNA of Tarenaya hassleriana, 3079 nucleotides long. Its product is annotated as heat shock 70 kDa protein 17-like. The record is from RefSeq and is a predicted model, not a curated record. The coding region runs from base 148 to 2820 and encodes 890 amino acids. Gene Ontology annotation, cellular component: endoplasmic reticulum chaperone complex. Gene Ontology annotation, molecular function: ATP-dependent protein folding chaperone; ATP binding. NCBI's taxonomy places the organism in Eukaryota, Viridiplantae, Streptophyta, Magnoliopsida, Brassicales, Cleomaceae. The transcript has 15 exons. Gene Ontology annotation, biological process: cellular response to hypoxia; negative regulation of hypoxia-induced intrinsic apoptotic signaling pathway; endoplasmic reticulum unfolded protein response.